AUGCCGAGAAUUGAUCGAGACAUAGUACAACACAAGAUCCCCACAAACCCUAACAUGAGGCCAGUAAAACAAAAGAAGCGUCGGCUUAGGCCAGAAUGGGAAGAAAAGAUAGUUCAAGAGGUGAAAAAGCUCAUUGAGGCUUAUUUCAUUAAAGUAAUUGAGUAUCCUGAGUGGUUAGCCAACAUUGUGCCAGUCCCCAAGAAGGAUGGGCGAGUUCGGAUGUGUGUAGAUUAUAGGGACCUGAAUAAGGCUACUCCUAAGGAUGAUUUCCCAUUGCCUCACAUCGAUGUGCUUAUUGACAGUGCUGCUUGCAUGGCCAUGUACUCUUUCAUGGAUGGUUUUUCGGGAUAUAAUCAGAUCCUCAUGGAUUUGAUAGAUAAAGCAAAGACAGCUUUUAUCACUAAAUGGGGGACUUAUUGCAAGCUGUUAGGGCAUCUGAUUAGUAGAAAAGGGAUUGAGGUUGACCCAGAUAAGGUGAAGGCAAUCCAGGAGAUGCCAGCCCCGAGAACAGAAAAAGAGAUUAGAGGUUUCUUAGGAAAAUUACAGUACAUCAGUAGGUUCAUAGCUAGGCUCACAACUACCUGUGAACCAAUUUUUAAGCUACUAAGAAAGAAUCAGCCAGUGGUGUGGAAUGAGCAAUGUCAAGAGGCAUUUGAAAAGAUAAAGCAGUACCUGAGCAAUCCACCAAUUUUGUCACCACCCAUCCCUGACAUCCCUCUAAUCCUCUACCUAUCAGUGGAAAACAUGGCCCUGGGGGCAAUGUUGGCACAAGAAGUAGAGAAUCUGGAGAGAGCCAUCUAUUACAUUAGUAAGAAACUCCUUGCUUAUGAGGAGAAUUAUUCACUAAUAGAAAAAACCUUGUAUGAGACUCGAAAAACUAUCAAAGGGCGUGUAGUGGUCGAAUUUCUUUCUGAAAAUCCAGUUAAUGAAGAGGAAGAAGUCGAAACAGCCUUCCCGGAUGAGAGUCUCAAGCUAGUAGAGGUCCAGCCAUGGAAAAUGUACUUUGAUGGGGCCAUGAAUAAAAGCGGAGCCGGUAUAGGGGUAGUUUUGGAAGCACCGAAUGGAGAACAAUUGUUAAUGUCAAAAAGGCUAUGUUUCCCAACCACUAAUAAUAUUGCAGAAUAUGAGGCUUGCAUUUGUGGCCUAGAGGCAUUAAUAGCUGUUGGGGCUAAAAAAGUGGAGGUGUUUGGAGAUUCAAUGCUAGUAGUUUCCCAUAUUAAAGGUGAAUGGGAAUUGAAAGAAGAAAAGUUGAGGCCAUACCUGGAGUAUGCUAAGAAACUAUUAUUUAGCUUUGAGGAAGUGACAAUGAAGCACAUGCCUAGAGCUCAGAACCAGAUGGCUGAUGCUCUAGCCACGCUGGCAUCCUUAUGGGAGAAGGGUGAUCAGAAGUUGACCCAGCCAGUUAUCCUGAUGAGGAGUAGAAUCCCAUGCUAUGAAGGGUUAAUAAUAGCACAUUUAGAUCUAGAAGAUGAGAUGAAAUGGUAUGAGGACAUAAGAAGAUAUUUAGAGGUAAGAAAAUACCCACAGUCAGCCAAUAGUAGGGAUAGAGCUACAAUUCGUAGAUUAGCCACUCAGUUCACUUUGGCUGGGGGGCAACUCUACAAAAGGUUCUUCGAAGGACUAUUGCUCUUGUGUGUGACAAAAAAGCAGUCUGAGCAGAUAAUGGAGGAAGUACAUGCAGGAGUGUGUGGUCCUCACAUGAACGGAAGGGUAUUAGCGGGCAAAAUUUUAAGAUUGGGCUAUUACUGGUCUACCAUGGAUACCGACUGCGCUAAAUUUGUGAAAAGAUGCCAUGAGUGCCAAAUUCAUGGAAAUUUGAAUCACCUACCGUCCAGUGAACUCUACAGUAUGACUUCACCGUGGCCAUUCUCAAUAUGGGGCAUAGACAUUAUUGGGAAGAUUUCUCCCACGGCUUCUAAUGGCCAUAGAUUUAUCAUUGUGGCAAUUGACUAUUUCACCAAGUGGGUUGAAGCUGAAUCUUAUAAAGUAGUAGGGGCGAAGCAGAUAAGUAAGUUUGUGCGAAAGAACGUGAUUUGCGAGUUUGGGGUACCCCAUGAGAUAGUAUCGGAUAACGGCAGUUCAAAGGUGAUUUCUUAG
Messenger RNA from Hevea brasiliensis (rubber tree), 2097 nucleotides. RefSeq lists its product as uncharacterized. The transcript has 3 exons. Gene Ontology annotation, biological process: DNA integration. The coding region runs from base 1 to 2097 and encodes 698 amino acids. The record is from RefSeq and is a predicted model, not a curated record. Gene Ontology annotation, molecular function: nucleic acid binding; RNA-DNA hybrid ribonuclease activity. Lineage: Eukaryota; Viridiplantae; Streptophyta; Magnoliopsida; Malpighiales; Euphorbiaceae.